AUGUCCGUCACCUUGCACACCACCCACGGGGACCUCAAAAUCGAAGUGUUCUGUGAGAGCGUCCCCAAGACCGCAGAGAACUUCCUUGCCCUUUGUGCCUCCGGAUACUACGACAAGUCCCCCUUCCACCGCCUCAUCCCCAAGUUCAUGGUCCAGACGGGCGGCCCAGCGAACCCAACGCCCGAGAACCCCAAGGGCGGCAAGUCCAUCUGGGGCGGCAACUUUGAGGACGAGAUCCGGCCCGCCCUGCGCCACAGCGCGCGGGGGAUGGUGUCCAUGGCGAACAAAGGACCCGGCACCAACGGCUCCCAGUUCUUCAUCACCUUUGAUAAGGCGCCUCACCUGGAUGGGCUCAACACCGUGUUCGGGAAGGUGAUUGGCGACGACGGGAUCGCCACGCUGGCUAAGAUGGAGGCCGUCGAGGUCGACAAGAAGAGCCGUCCCAGAGAGCCGUUCUGUAUCGAGAGCAUCACGAUACACGCGAAUCCCCUGGCUGGCUGA
This is a messenger RNA of Clonostachys rhizophaga, 501 nucleotides long. The record is from the annotation of a GenBank genome assembly. NCBI's taxonomy places the organism in Eukaryota, Fungi, Ascomycota, Sordariomycetes, Hypocreales, Bionectriaceae.